GUCUAACAAGAAAACCACACCCCCGACAAUCGUCUAAAUUCACAUCCUUAACUCGUUUAUGAAUAGAAAAAUCAUAGCGAUUGAUUCAAGAUGACUUCACGAACUAUGUUAGCAUUAUCUCUUUUCUUCACAAUCAUCACCGCAACUUCAAUACCGAUAUGUAUUUCCGAUUCCAGCGCGACAUCCUCUUUCAAUAUAUCUUCUCUAUCAAAAUAUACCACCCAAUUCUGCACCCAAAUCGCCUCUAGCAAUUUUUCAUCCACGGCCAGGAACUACAAUAUAGAAUCCCCCUCAAACUCCAUCAUUUCCUUUGUCUUCACAUCUGCAGCAACGUCAUGCCCGGGAAAUAGUUCCGCAAGCGACUGCGAGAUCGUCUAUAAUCAUCUUUUCUCUACUUGCGGCGAGAACAGUUCCUCAAUCGCAGGAUCCGGCUCCAUUAAUACGGGGUGUGGUGUAUAUAAUUUCCAACUCGUGAACACGACUUCCAAGAGUGCGAAUUCGACGAGUGGAUCGAGUGAGAGUGGAAGUAGUAAGGCUAGCGCGGUUAGUUAUUGUACAGUCACUGGCAGCGUGCUGUUUGGCGUGGCGGCAUUUUUUGGCUGGUUCCUAUGAAAAGUGUUUUUGUGUUCGAAAUUGGAGAUGAUUGAUCGACUACCAGAUUUCGAGUUAUACUUUUUGUAGUUUUGAUCGAUAUGGUUGAGAAUGAAUGGUUCAUUGAGAUUUAUUACGCCAAUGCGCAGGAAUCUCAAUUAAUAAGAUAGGUGAUCGUA
Messenger RNA from Botrytis cinerea B05.10, 770 nucleotides. RefSeq lists its product as hypothetical. The record is from RefSeq and is a predicted model, not a curated record. Lineage: Eukaryota; Fungi; Ascomycota; Leotiomycetes; Helotiales; Sclerotiniaceae. The coding region runs from base 91 to 612 and encodes 173 amino acids. The transcript has 2 exons.